Molecule: messenger RNA, 1402 nt
Organism: Pteronotus mesoamericanus
Lineage: Eukaryota; Metazoa; Chordata; Mammalia; Chiroptera; Mormoopidae
Product: bystin-like
Exons: 1
Biological process (GO): rRNA processing
Cellular component (GO): nucleolus; preribosome, small subunit precursor; cytoplasm
Molecular function (GO): snoRNA binding
Source: RefSeq, a predicted model, not a curated record
AUGCCCAAAUUCAAGGUGGCUCGCGGAGUGAGGGGUCAGGAAAAACACGCACCCCUUGCCGAGCAGAUUCUGGCUGGCGACGCGGUGCCGGCAGGGGUCCGUGAAAAGCGGUAGGGUCGUGGAACCGAGGGAGAUGAAGAGUAUAUAGGGCCCCGGUUGACCCGACGGAUUUUGCAGCAAGCUCGGCAGCAGCAGGAGCUCGAGGCCGAGCAUAGGACUAGGGGAAGGCCCGCGGCGCCACGGGAGCGCAUCACGCGGCUGGGUCCAGGAGUGCCACAAGAUGUAUCAGAUGACGAGGAUGAAGAGUGGCCUACCCUGGAGAAAGCUGCCACAAUGACAGGGGUGGGCCACCAUACAGAGGUGGUCGUGGACCCUGAGGAUGAGCGUGCCAUUUAGAUGUUUAUGAAUAAAAACCCUCCUACCAGGCGCACCCUGGCUGACAUCAUCAUGGAGAAGCUAACUGAGAAGCAGACGGAAGUUGAGACAGUCAUGUCCGAGGUGACAGGCUUUCCUGUGCCCCAGCUGGACCCCCAGGUCCUGGAGGUCUACAGAGGAGUCCGGGAGGUGUUAUCUAAAUACCGCAGUGGGAAGCUGCCCCAGGCAUUUAAGAUCAUCCCUGCACUCUCCAACUGGGAGCAGAUCCUCUAUGUCAUGGAGCCCGAGGCCUGGACUGCUGCUGCCCUGUACCAAGCCACAAGGAUUUUCGCCUCUAAUCUGAAGGAACGCAUGGCCCAGUGCUUCUAAAACCUUGUCCUGCUCCCCCGGGUACGAGAUGACAUUGCUGAAUACAAACGACUAAAUUUCCACUUCUACAUGGCACUCAAGAAGGCCCUGUUCAAGCCUGGGGCCUGGUUUAAAGGGAUCCUGAUCCCACUGUGUGAAUCGGGGACCUGUACCCUCCGGGAAGCCAUCAUCGUGGGUAGCAUCAUCACCAAAUGCUCCAUCCCUGUGCUGCACUCCAGUGCGGCCAUGCUGAAAAUCGCCGAGAUGGAAUACAGCGGUGCCAACAGCAUCUUCUUGCGACUGCUGCUAGAUAAGAAGUAUGCACUGCCCUACCGGGUGCUGGACGCGCUGGUCUUCCACUUCCUGAGGUUCCGAACGGAGAAGCGCGAACUGCCUGUGCUCUGGCACCAGUGUCUCCUGACUUUGGUCCAGCACUAUAAGGCAGACCUGGCCACAGAACAGAAAGAGGCCCUCCUGGAACUUCCCCGGCUGCAGCCCCAUCCACUGCUGUCCCCUGAGAUCAGGCGUGAGCUUCAGAGUGCAGUCCCCCGAGAUGUGGAAGAUGUUCCCGUCAUCAUGGACUGAGGAGACAGUCACUCAUCCUGGUCUGAGGGGCGUGGGAGGACCACAGGAUCCUUGUUUGGUGACUAAAGGUGGCACAGCCUUUACAGCUGAAGAC